Molecule: messenger RNA, 522 nt
Organism: Odobenus rosmarus divergens (Pacific walrus)
Lineage: Eukaryota; Metazoa; Chordata; Mammalia; Carnivora; Odobenidae
Gene: TRAPPC6A
Product: trafficking protein particle complex 6A
Exons: 7
Coding region: 1-522 (173 amino acids)
Biological process (GO): endoplasmic reticulum to Golgi vesicle-mediated transport; regulation of GTPase activity
Cellular component (GO): trans-Golgi network; cis-Golgi network; TRAPP complex
Source: RefSeq, a predicted model, not a curated record
AUGGCGGACGCGGCGCUGUUCGAGUUUCUGCACACGGAGAUGGUGGCGGAGCUAGGGGCGCACCACUCCGACCCUGGCCCUGGGGUGAGCGCAGGUGUUUGGGGGGAGAAGGUGGGAUCUGGGGGUGGCCAGAAGAUGAGCCUGUCUGUCCUGGAGGGCAUGGGCUUCCGUGUGGGCCAGGCCCUGGGCGAGAGGCUGCCCCAGGAGACACUGGCCUUCAGAGAGGAGUUGGACAUCCUCAAGUUCCUGUGCAGAGACCUGUGGGUGGCCGUGUUCCAAAAACAGAUGGACAGCCUCCGCACCAAUCACCAGGGGACCUACGUCCUGCAGGACAAUAGCUUCCCUCUUCUCAUCCGGAUGGCCUCAGGCCUGCAGUAUCUGGAGGAAGCACCCAAGUUCCUGGCCUUCACCUGCGGCCUCCUGCGAGGCACCCUGUGCAUCCUGGGCAUCAAGAGCCUGGUCACCGCCUCCGUGGCAUCCCUGCCCACCUGUAAGUUCCAGGUGGUGAUUCAGAAAACCUGA